This is a messenger RNA of Botrytis porri, 2568 nucleotides long. RefSeq lists its product as uncharacterized. Gene Ontology annotation, cellular component: plasma membrane. The record is from RefSeq and is a predicted model, not a curated record. Gene Ontology annotation, molecular function: calcium-activated cation channel activity. Bases 1 to 2568 code for a protein of 855 amino acids. The transcript has 4 exons. Lineage: Eukaryota; Fungi; Ascomycota; Leotiomycetes; Helotiales; Sclerotiniaceae.
AUGUCCGAUAGUGGUGGAUCCAGUUUAUCUGGUUUGGUAGCAACCUUGGUACCGACCUUGGUUGUGGCUGUCGUUUACUUUGUAAUCUUUUUGACUUUGCGAAGAUCGAAUGUACGAUGGUAUGCUCCGAGAACUUAUCUGGGUGCAUUGCGCGAGGAAGAACGAACUAAACCACUUCCUUCAGGAUGGUUCAAUUGGAUUGGUCCUUUUCGCAAAAUUCCAGACAUUUACGCCCUUCAACAUCAAGGUCUCGAUGCCUAUUUGUUCCUUCGAUUUUUGCGCAUGACGGUGGUGAUUAUGUUUGUUGGUUGCUGUAUCACAUGGCCGGUUCUUUUCCCAAUCAAUGCGACGGGGAGAGGUGGAUCACAACAACUAGAUAUACUCUCCAUGAGUAACAUUGAUAGUUCUACAUCAUCUGGAAGGAAUCGAUACUAUGCUACUUGUUUUAUUGGGUGGAUUUUCUUUGGAUUUGUUCUUUUCCUCGUCACGAGAGAAACCAUCUACUACGUCAACCUUCGUCAAGCUUUCUUACUCAACCCAACUUUCGCCAAUCGCAUCUCUUCCAGAACAGUUCUCUUUAUCUCUGUUCCUGCACCAUAUCUCGAGGAAAGCAAACUUCGAAAAGUCUUUGGAAGUGCAGUACGUAACAUUUGGAUCGCUGCAGAUACUGAAAAGGUGGAGGAACUUGUUGAGAAACGUGAUGAGAUUGCCAACAAACUCGAAAGUGCAGAGGUCAAACUUAUCAAAACAGCAAAUGGCGAAAGACUCAAGGCAAUCAAGAAUGGUGCCAGUCAAGAAGAACAACCGGUCAUAGAGGAUAAUGGCGAAUCGGGAUCAUUGGCCUCCAGAUGGGUACCUCAAAAGAAGCGUCCCACACACAAACUUGGUAAAUUCGGUUUAUAUGGAAAGAAGGUCGAUACGAUCAACUGGGCUCGAAGUGAAUUGGAAACUCUCAUCCCGGAGACCGAAGCCGCUCAAAGUACUUAUUUCGCUGGAGAGACUAAGAAGGUUGGAUCGGUGUUUAUCGAAUUUGCUCACCAAUCGGACGCUCAAAUCGCUUUUCAAACUCUCGCUCAUCACCAAGCCCUUCAAAUGUCUCCCAGAUAUAUCGGUGUUCAUCCUAGCGAAGUUAUCUGGAAAUCUUUGACCAUCUCAUGGUGGCAAAGAGUGGUUCGUAGAUUUGCUGUUGUUGGAUUCAUCGCCGCUCUCAUCGUUUUCUGGGCUAUCCCGGUCGCGGCUGUCGGUCUUAUUUCAAACGUCACAUACUUGGAAAGUUUCAGCUGGCUUUCGUGGUUGAAAGAAAUUCCAAGUUGGAUCAUGGGUGUAAUCUCUGGUCUCUUGCCUUCUGUCGCUCUCUCAAUUCUCAUGUCACUUGUUCCCAUUAUCAUGAGACUUUGCGCAAGACUCUCCGGUGAACCAACCACUGCACGUGUAGAACUCUUUACUCAAAAUGCAUACUUUGCCUUUCAAGUCAUUCAAGUUUUCUUGGUUGUCACUAUCGCAUCAUCGGCAUCAUCGGUUUUGUACCAGCUCAUCAACAGUCCAACUGGAAUUCUUCCCCUUUUGGCAAACAAAUUGCCCAGUGCCUCUAACUUUUACAUCUCCUACUUUAUUGUUCAAGGUUUGACUGUGGCCGCUGGAGUCAUUUCUCAAGUUGUUGGAUUCUUCAUUUUCAAGAUUCUCUACAAAUUCUUGGCCAGUACUCCAAGAAAGAUGUAUCAAAAAUGGACUAGCUUGAGUGCCAUCUCAUGGGGUAGCACUCUUCCGGUUUUCACUAACAUUGCCGUCAUUGGAAUUACUUACUCAUGUAUUGCGCCACUUGUUAUGGGUUUUGCUACUAUCGGAAUGAGUUUGUUUUAUCUAGCUUACAGAUACAAUAUUCUCUUCGUCACCGACACUCAAAUCGAUACCAAGGGUCUUAUUUAUCCACGUGCUCUCCAACAACUUCUCACCGGUGUCUACCUUUCAGAGCUUUGCUUAAUCGGUCUCUUCGCCAUUGGUAAAGCAUGGCCACAAAUGGUCCUCAUGAUCAUAUUCCUCGUGUUCACCGCCUUAUACCACAUUUCUCUCAACGCAGCCAUGGGCCCACUUCUGCACACCCUCCCCAAAACUCUCGAAGCCGAAGAAGAAUCUAUCCGCGGCGAGCUUGAAGCUGGUAUGAGCGGUAGCCCCACCGUCUCCCACGAGAAACACAACGAGAAAAAUGGAUCUAGCGACCUUACUCACUCCAAACCCCAAGGCGGCAUCUUUGCUAAAUUCUUCAAACCGCAUAUUCAUUGCGAUUACGCUAGCAUGCGCACGCUUGUUCCUCACGGAAAUCUCGAUCCCGAAAAUCUCUACGAUGAUGCCACUGCUCGAAAUGCAUACUUUCCUCCCGCUGUUGUCUCCGAGGCACCACUUUUAUGGAUCCCUAGAGAUGAAGCGGGUAUCAGUACACAAGAGGUGGCUCAUACGAGUAAGGUUAUUCCAAUCACCGAUGAGGGGUGUACACUCGAUGAGAAGAAUAAGUUGGUCUGGGAUGUUGAGGGAGCGAGACCACCACUUUGGCAACCAAAGGUUUUCUAUUAA